CGCCUGGCCCAACUUCUGGCUCCACGGCAUCCCGCACACCUCGGACAGGGUCCAACGCCGAAGGAGCCACAUGCCACGACCUGAGUUGACGUGAAUUGCAGGGUUCACCCAACAAACAAUUUUGUUUUUUUAUCCUCUUAUCAAGUAACAAGUGGGACGAAAACCACAUUAUUCAGCGGACUAAAGACCCCCAGAGACCAUGUUACCACGCAGUGUGCGCGCACUUCGGACUAAAGCAUGGGGUUCCAGAAGCUUUUUCGUCCGCACAUCUCGUCAUUAUGGACGGGAUGAUGGGAUACCUGGGACCGCCUAGGACGCCUGAGACGCCUUGUCACCAAUUACCAAUGGCCACUAUGAUCUGUCUGCCUACCACUAUCUGUCCGCAGGGCCCGAUUGGGACCCGUAUUAUACGAUCAAGGGGGUUGCACAGAGAUCUCAGGUAAUAAUGAAUCGGCAUCCCGUCAGUCCCCAUGAGGCCGAAACCGACUUGGCUUUCAAGUCCGGCCGGAGCUAAGGGGCAGGGCAAAUGGGGAUAACAAAAAUAGUUGAAAACAAAUAAGUGGCCCGGCACCCUUGAUAUACAUCCUAUAAGCUUCUGUUACAACCUUCUUCUUAUCACCGUCUUCUCCUUUCAAUGUUGAUCCUUCA
This is a messenger RNA of Colletotrichum phormii, 648 nucleotides long. RefSeq lists its product as uncharacterized. The record is from RefSeq and is a predicted model, not a curated record. NCBI's taxonomy places the organism in Eukaryota, Fungi, Ascomycota, Sordariomycetes, Glomerellales, Glomerellaceae. The transcript has a single exon. Bases 279 to 443 code for a protein of 54 amino acids.